Molecule: messenger RNA, 1474 nt
Organism: Alosa alosa (allis shad)
Lineage: Eukaryota; Metazoa; Chordata; Actinopteri; Clupeiformes; Clupeidae
Gene: shhb
Product: sonic hedgehog signaling molecule b
Exons: 3
Coding region: 1-1242 (413 amino acids)
Biological process (GO): multicellular organism development; intein-mediated protein splicing; oligodendrocyte differentiation
Molecular function (GO): patched binding; calcium ion binding
Source: RefSeq, a predicted model, not a curated record
AUGGUGCUUUUCAGGAAAAUUGUAUUGUGUGGAUUCAUCUACCUAUUUUUUGUUUCCUGUGGACUGGCUUGUGGUCCUGGCAGAGGUUAUGGCAAACGGAGACACCCAUCAAAACUGACGCCGUUAACGUACAAACAAUUCAUUCCAAACGUCGCGGAGAAAACCCUCGGGGCUAGUGGCAAAUUCGAGGGCAAGAUCACAAGAAAUUCAGAGCGAUUUAAGGAACUCACUCCAAAUUACAACCCCGACAUUAUCUUUAAGGAUGAGGAAAAUACCAAUGCAGACCGACUCAUGACACAGCGAUGUAAAGAAAAACUGAAUUCGUUGGCCAUUUCAGUCAUGAACCAGUGGCCAGGAGUUUUAUUGCGCGUCACGGAGGGCUGGGAUGAAGAUGGACAUCAUCUCGAUGAGUCAUUGCACUAUGAGGGACGUGCCGUGGACAUCACCACUUCAGACAGGGAUAAAAGCAAAUAUGGGAUGCUGUCCAGGCUUGCCGUCGAGGCUGGAUUUGACUGGGUCCAUUACGAAUCUAAAGCCCAUGUGCACUGCUCAGUUAAAGCAGAAAACUCAGUGGCAGCUAAAUCAGGAGGGUGCUUCCCUGGAUCAUCCUUGGUCACGCUCAAGGAUGGCACAACAAAGUACAUCAAAGACCUUAAGUUGGGUGACAAGGUCCAGGCUGCAGACGAACAGGGGAACGUCGUGUACAGUGAUUUUCUCAUGUUUAUAGAUCAAGACACACAAACACAGAGGCUAUUUUAUGUCAUUGAAACCUCAGAACCGAAAAGAAAACUCAGACUAACAGCUGCCCAUCUGAUUUUCACUUCAAGUUCAACAGACAAUUCAGAAAUGUUGAUAAUGUAUGCCAGUGAAGUAAAGUCUGGUCACAAAGUGUUUGUCUUCGACGAGGCUGUAGGUAAACUGAAGGUGGCUACUGUGGAAAGGAUUUAUACUGAGGAAUACCACAGUUCUUUCGCUCCAGUAACAGCACAUGGGACCAUACUGGUUGAUCAAGUGCUGGCAUCUUGUUACGCUGUAAUAGAGUCUCACAAAUGGGCACACUGGGCUUUCGCACCUUUUCGACUGACCUAUCGAUUCACAUCGUUAUUUCUAUCCGCGGGAGGAUCGAACAUUACCUAUCAAGCGGAUGGAGUCCACUGGUACUCAAAGAUGCUGUUCCAUGUGGGGAUCUGGCUGCUGGAUAAUGAUUCUUUCCACCCAUUGGGGAUUUUGAACUGGAGCUAAAAUACCAAAUAUCAGAAUCAAUGAAUGGUAUUCAUUUAUAAAAUCAGGAUGGGGCAGUUUAGACAGAACCUGGUUCCUUAAAAAAAUCUUUGUAUUUGAGGGAUUGAAGUCUUCAAGAUCAUAAAUGGAAUGAAAUACUGGCAAGCUGACCUGGUCAUGUCAAGAUUGAAAACAAUAUUGGUGGGACUGCUGCAAAAUGUUGCUCAUAGAAUCUGAAGUAUGUUAUUGACAA